AUGGGACUGGGCGCCCUGGAGCAGGGGGCGGUGCUCGUCGGGGAGGCUCCGGCCGCACAGCAGCCCACGGCGGGGGGCGGGGGGGAAGGCUCAGGCAUGGCGGGCUGCAGGUCCCGAGCCCUGCCGCUCCGACGGCGGGCUGAAGGGCUCCUCAAGCGCGGCCAGAGUGGGCGCCAAAGCCAAGGAGGCACCGAGAGCGAGCAAGAGCUGCAGAGGGCUGCCAGCACGCUGUCACCUCUCAGAGUGAGAUACUGGUAUGGCUUGUAUCUUGAGAAGGGAAAAUGUGGACACAGAAAGAUAGUGGAAGAUAAUGUAAAGACACAGGAGAAGACAGCCAGCUACAAGCCAAGAAUGUCUCCCCCUAACAAGAGAGUGGGGCUUUCAGGCAUAAUUGGAAAAGCAUGUGAAAAGAGUAAAGUUCUCCAUUUACAACUUAGUGGCUGGGAGAAGUAUCUAGUGACUGGCUGUUCUAGGACCCCUCGGAUAGUGACAGAUCUGGAGGACAGUUGUCCGGGACAGGAGACCUAUACUGGCUUAUCCUCAUCCCAAAACCCUACUAACUUUUGGAUGUGCCUCCCCCUGCACUUCAGGCCAUACAUUUCAAUCCCUGUACCUGAACAAUGCAACAACUCCAGCACAAAAAUUAACACUACUUCCGUUUUAGUAGGACCUCUUGUUUCCAAUCUGGAAAUAACCCAUACCUCAAACCUCAUCUGUAUAAAAUUUAGCAAUACUAUAGAUACAACCAACUCCCAAUGCAUAAGGUGGGUAACUCCUCCCACAAGAAUAGUCUGCUUAUCCUUAGGAAUAUUUUUUGUCUGUGGUACCUCAGCCUGUUGUUUGAAUGGCUCUUCAGAAUCUAUGUGCUUCCUCUCAUUCUUAGUGCCCCCUAUGACCAUCUACACUGAACAAGAUUUAUACAAUCAUGUUGCACCUAAGCCCCGCAACAAAAGAGUGCCCAUUCUUCCUUUCAUUAUCGGAGCAGGAGUGCUAGGCGGACUAGGUACUGGCACUGGCGGUAUCACAACCUCUACUCAGUUCUACUACAAACUAUCUCAAGAACUAAAUGAUGACACGGAACGGGUCACCAACUCCCUGGUCACCUUGCAAGAUCAACUUAACUCCCUAGCAGCAGUAGUCCUUCAAAAUCGAAGAGCUUUAGACUUGCUAACUGCCGAAAGAGAGGGAACCUGUUUAUUUUUAGGGGAAGAAUGCUGUUAUUAUGUUAAUCAAUCCGGAAUCGUCACGGAGAAAGUUAAAGAAAUUCGAGAUCGAAUACAACGUAGAGCAGAGGAGCUUCAAAACACUGGACCCUGGGGACUCCUCAGCCAAUGGAUGCCCUGGAUUCUCCCCUUCUUAGGACCUCUAGCAGCUAUAAUAUUGCUACUCCUCUUUGGACCCUGUGUCUUUAACCUCCUUGUUAAGUUUGUCUCUUCCAGAAUCAAAGCUGUGCAACUACAAAUGGUUCUUCAAAUAGAGCUCCAGAUGCAGUCCACGACUAAGAUCUACUGCGGACCCCUGGAUCGGCCUGCUAGCCCAUGCUCCAAUGUUAAUGACAUCGAAGGCACCCCUCCCAAGGAAAUCUCAACUGCACAACCCCUACUAUGCCCCAAUUCAGCAGGAAGCAGUUAGAGCAGUUGUUGGCCAACCUCCCCAACAGCACUUGGGUUUUCCUGUUGAGAGGGGGAA
Messenger RNA from Pan troglodytes (chimpanzee), 1689 nucleotides. RefSeq names its product syncytin-1-like. NCBI's taxonomy places the organism in Eukaryota, Metazoa, Chordata, Mammalia, Primates, Hominidae. The record is from RefSeq and is a predicted model, not a curated record.